Rotaria sp. Silwood2 is the source of this 6816-nucleotide messenger RNA. The record is from the annotation of a GenBank genome assembly. NCBI's taxonomy places the organism in Eukaryota, Metazoa, Rotifera, Eurotatoria, Philodinida, Philodinidae.
AUGUUAUUAUCACAAGUAACAGAAAUUGAUCCUGACAAUAUUGAUCCAUCUUCAUCAACAUUACAAUGUCGAAUACAAUAUCUUGAUGAUAUUGAUCCCUUUUCAAGUGUCAAUCUACCAGAACCAGCUCGACCUCCGUCCUUUACAUUUUUGACAUCAACUAUUUUAAGUAAUCAAUUACAUAGUGUACAUAAAGUUCUUAAUGCACCACAUCAAAUUUCUGAUUGUACACUUGAAUUAUGUCGACAAGAUGGAACUAAAACAGAAUUUGGACCAUAUCUUGAAUUAGAUCAAACAUUAGAUGAACAACGUGAAGAAAUUGAAACUUUUACACAAGGAUAUAAAUGGUCAAUUGUUCUUCGUACACAACUGAAUGUUCGAGUUCAAGCUUGUAUAGAUAAAUUAUUGAAUUCAGAUGGACGUGAAUUACGAAGAUCAUUAUUUUCAUUGAAACAAAUUUUUCAAGAUGAUAAAGAUCUUGUACAUGAAUUUGUUAAUAAUCAAGGUUUACAAUGUUUAAUUAAAAUUGGUGGUGCAGCUGAUCAAAAUUAUCAAAAUUAUAUUUUACGAGCACUUGGUCAAUUAAUGUUAUAUGUUGAUGGAAUGAAUGCUGUUAUAAAUCAAAAUGAAAUUGUUCAAUGGCUGUAUUCAUUAGUAGAAUCAAGUUUUAGACUUGUUGUAAAAACAAGUUUAAAACUUUUAAUUGUAUUUGCUGAAUAUACAGAAUCAAAUGCUUUAUUAAUCAUAUCAGCUGUAACACAAAUUGAUCAGUCAGCUAAUCGUUUAUUAUGGUCAAAUGCAAUGAAAAUAUUAAAUGAAAUGGAUAAUUCAUCAUCAGAAGUUGUUUUAUUAAUAAUUACAUUAUUUAAUACACUUUUAUCAGCUAUACCUGAUCAAGAUACAUUUUAUGAUAUGACUGAUGCAUUAGAAGAACAAGGAAUGCAUCGAUGUUCACAAUUUUUUCUAAAUAGAAAACCAAUUGAAGCUGAUCUUAUUGAACAAUUUCAUAUCUAUGAUGCUACUCUUCGACGUGAAGAUGGUGAAGAUGAUGCAACAAUUGCUCAAUCAAUAAGGCGUACACCACGUACAAAAUCUACACUUGAUCGUAUAUCAUCACGUCAUUAUUCAUCUGUUGAUUCAAAUUGUUCAUAUGAUAAUCAACAAGAACCUAGAAUAAUUUCUAAUAAUAAUCAAGAUAUUUGUCAAAAUCAUUCGGAUUUAACCGAUUCAACAUUGCCACAAUAUGAUGAUAUGAUCAUGUCAUCGAAUGAACAAGAUGAUUCAACCGUAUCAUUCAAUGUUGAUAUAGAUGAUAAUGAUGAUAAUGAUGAGCGAAAAACACGAGUUAAAAGUAUGAUUGAUAAUCGACAAAGUAUUCGACGAAGUUCAUCGCAUACAUAUCAAACUCCGAUUUCAUCGUUUCAAAAAAAAGAACAAGAAAUAUCAAAACCAUUACCGGAUACUACAGCUCUUCGUCGAAUGCAAAAUCGAUGGGAAACAGAAAUUUUACAUCGUGAAGUACCUCGAACAACACGAACUGAACGUACUCGUGAUCGUUGGGGAACAUCAAAUGAUGAUCAAACUCCAUUAUCUGAUACAAAUCGAUCAACGAUGAUGACUCAACAAUUAAAACCGUUAACAACAUCCAUUGAUAGUCAUACCGUUCCGUCCAGUUGUUUUAGACGUGCGUCAACUAAUAUUGAGUCUAUCUCACCGCCGCCUUCUCAUGCAAAUGAAACACCAGUAUUUACACGAGCUGUAUUUACUCAUCAAAGAAAUUCAAUUAGUAACGGUGCAAUUGAAACAUUAGCACGUCAAAUUAAUUUAUCAACAAUGAAUGGAAAUGAUGCAUCAUUAACAAAUGGUCAACCAACUGUGAUUGUAAAAGAUACUAAAGUAAUACCAUCCUCAGAACUUAUUGGUGCAGUAACAAGAGCAAAAGAUGGUUUACAAGCAGCAUCAAUUAAAACACCUCAAAUCUCAGCAACGUGUUUUGUGCUGCCUGGUCCAUUGCCUGAUACAUUAUUAUCAAAACCUCUAUCAGAUAAUGAUCUACAAUGGGAAUAUGUUGUUGGAAAAGUAUCAGACCGUAAAUUACGUGUACAAGAUCUUAAUUUCGAAGAACUGGAUGAACAAGAUGAUAUAGGCAUUAUGACUGUCGUUGCUAAUCGAGGAGGACCACCUCCACCACCACCAAUGAUGAAUGGAAAUGGGCCUCCUCCUCCUCCUCCACCACCACCUCCACCUCCACCAAUGAUAGGAUGCCCUCCUCCACCGCCGCCUCCACCUCCACCUCCACCAUCGAUAGGAUACCCUCCUCCACCUCCAUUUCUACCGCGAGGCAUGGGGCCAUCAUCACUAGCCAUGAGUAAUGGUGGUAUCGGUGGGGAAUCAUUAUCAUCAAAACCAUCAUCAAUUAGUAAAUCAGUAAAAACUGUACGUUUACAUUGGCGUGAGACAGCUCCAAAUACAAUGCUAACAGCGCCCGGAGCGAAUGAUUCUCUUUGGACAUCAUUGAGUAAAAUCAAAUUAGAUACCGACAAAAUAGCACACUUAUUCGAAUUGAAACAAGCUGAAGUUAAAAUAAAGAAAAGUGGUGAUGUAAAAAAAGAAAUAACUGUACUCGAUCCAAAACGUUCAAAUGCAAUUAAUAUUGGUCUAACAGUUUUACCUACAGCUCGAACAAUCAAAGCAGCAAUUUUAAAAAUGGAUAGUAGUGUUAUUAAUAAAGAAGGCAUUGAGAAAUUAUUAACAAUGCUUCCAACAGAAGAAGAAAAAAAUCGUAUAAUAGAAGCUCAAAUGGCUAAUAGUGAGAUACCAUUAGGCAAUGCUGAAUAUUUUCUAUUAACAAUUGGAGCCGUUAUUGAAUUAGAAGCUCGUUUAAAGUUAUGGUUAUUUAAACUUGAUUUUGAUAAUAUUGAAUUGGAAAUUGCUGAACCAUUAAUGGAUAUAAAAAAUGGAAUGAAAAAUUUAAAAGAGAAUAUAACAUUUCGACGUAUACUUGAAAUUCUUCUUGCUGUUGGUAAUUUUCUUAAUGGAGCUGAAUCAAUCGGUUUUCAACUUGAUUAUCUCGCUAAAGUUCCUGAAGUUAAAGAUACUAUACAAAAACAUUCAUUAUUAUUUCAUGUGUGCAAUAUUGUCGUUGAAAAAUAUCCUGAUACAAGUGAUUUCUAUUCAGAAAUCGGUGAAAUAACACGAUGUUCGAAAAUUGAUUUUGAUGAACUUGAACAAAAAUUAAAUAAACUUGAAAAUGAUUGUCGAGCAGCAUUUGAACAUUUACGAGCUAUUAGUAAACAUGAAACAUUACAAAUUAAAACAAAAUUGGCAGAGUUUCUGACUGAUUGUGCCGAACGUGUUUGUUUAUUGAGAGUUAUACAUAAUCGUGUGUUAAAUCGUUUUCGAAGAUUUCUUCUUUGGCUUGGUUAUCCUCUUAGUAUAAUACAAGAAACAAAAAUAACACAAUUUUGUAAAAUUCUUAGUGAAUUUGCACUUGAAUAUCGAACAACACGUGAACGUAUAACGACACAAAAACAAAAAAAACAAAAUCGGGGUGAACGAAAUAAAACAAGAGGCAAAUUAAUAACUGAGAUUAUUUCAGAAAAAGGCAAUCCACUUAAAGAUGUUUUAAUGAAUGGUUUUCGAACAGAUGAUGAAUCUAGUUCUUGCUAUCAACCAGUAAAAGGAAAAACUUCUUCAUCAACUAUUCCACAUGAUUAUGAUAUUCAACCAUCAUCUUCUACCUCAGAUAAGGGCUCAAGACAACAAUUCAAUCAAAAAAAUGCUCAACCAAAUAUGUUAAGUGAUCUAGCAGCCGUAGUAAGAAGUACAUCAAAAGAUGGUCAAGUUAUGCCUGGUUAUCGAUUACGACAAAAAGCAUCUGCGAAUAAUCUACAAAAAUCAUCCGUAUCAAAUUCAUCAACAGUGAAUACAAUGCAAUCGACUAAAUCCAAUGACACUGAAGGGUUUGAUACAAGUGAUGAAUUACUUGAUACUCUUGUUAGAAAUGCGGCAUUAACAACAACAAAAGAUGUAAUAAAACAACGUCGAAUAGCUCGAUAUGCCCAACGUCAAUCAUUACGACGAACACUUCAAAUAAAUCUGAAUGAAGAAGAACAAGUUCAAGUAGGUGUAACAAUGAAUAUUAUCAAAAGUACAACAGGAUUAUUUCUAUGCAAGUUUAUAAAACGCUAUGCAUCAUCACAAGCUUUAGCCACUGAAUUAAAGAGUAUUGUGGGAAAUGACAAUGUCGCAACCAGUACAGCUAUUCGAGAACAACAUAGCCAUGAUGAAUCAUAUCAUGCAGGUCAUCAGCCUGACGUUGUUGCUUUUGCACAAAGUACAGAACAUGUUUCAAAAAUUGUUAAAUAUUGUGCAUCUAAACGUAUUCCUAUUAUACCAUUUGGUACUGGUACUGGGUUAGAAGGUGGUGUUACUGCUCUUAAAGGUGGUGUAUGUCUUGAUUUGAGUCGUAUGGAUAAAGUGUUAUCAGUAAAUGCUGAAGAUUUCGAUUGCACAGUUCAAGCUGGUGUUACUCGAAAUGCAUUGAAUUCUUAUAUUCGUGAUACUGGUCUUCAAUUUCCAAUAGAUCCUGGUGAUAAUGCAUCUCUUGGUGGUAUGUGUGCAACAAGUGCAUCAGGAACAAUGGCUGUUCGAUAUGGUACAAUGCGUGAAAAUGUGAUGAACUUAGAAGUAGUUUUAGCUGAUGGUAGUAUUAUUAAAACAGCUGGACUUAAAGGAAGAAGUCGAAAAACAUCAGCAGGUUAUAAUUUAACUAAUUUAUUUGUUGGUCAAGAAGGUACAUUGGGUAUUAUUACUGAAGCAACACUUAAAUUACAUGCAACACCUGAAGCAGUUCUUUCUGCUAUUGCUCCAUUCAAAGAUUUGCAAGGUGCAGUGAAUGCUACAGUAGCUAUUAUGCAAAGUGGUCUACCUGUUGCACGAAUAGAAUUUCUUGAUGACAAGAUGGUUGAUGCUUGUAAUCAUUUUUCAAAACUGAAUCUUGAUGUAGCACCAACAUUAUUUCUUGAAUUUCAUGGUAGUAAUAAUAAUAUUAAAGCUCAAGGACAAAUAGCAGAUGUUUGCGUUCCGAUUAGUGCUUUGCCUAAUAUGAUUUCAUUUGCAAAAAACGAAUUAAAACAAUUACAAUUAUUAGGAUUGACUUUAGGUCAUGUUGGUGAUGGAAAUUUUCAUGUAAUAUUAAUUGUUGAUCCAAAAAAUUUAGAAGAAAUUAAACGUGUUCAUGAAUUUGCUACUAUUUUAGCCACCGAAUCACUACAUAUGAAUGGGACUAUCACUGGUGAACAUGGUAUUGGUCUAGGAAAAAAACAAUUACUUAUCGAUGAAUUUGGAUUACAAGGAAUUAAUACUAUGAAAAUCAUCAAAAAAGCACUUGAUCCAUUAAAUAUUCUUAAUCCUGGAAAAUUUACCCAACGAUAUGCAUCAUCACAAACUUUAUCUACUGAUUUAAAGAGUAUUGUCGGCAAUGAUAAUGUUUCAACUACUGCAGCUGUUCGAGAACAACAUAGCCAUGAUGAAUCAUAUCAUGCAGGUCAUCAACCUGAUGUUGUUGUUUUUGCACAAAGUACAGAACAUGUUUCAAAAAUUGUUAAAUAUUGUGCAUCUAAACGUAUUCCUAUUAUACCAUUUGGUACUGGUACUGGGUUAGAAGGUGGUGUUACUGCUCUUAAAGGUGGUGUAUGUCUUGAUUUGAGUCGUAUGGAUAAAGUGUUAUCAGUAAAUGCUGAAGAUUUCGAUUGCACAGUUCAAGCUGGUGUUACUCGAAAUGCAUUGAAUUCUUAUAUUCGUGAUACUGGUCUUCAAUUUCCAAUAGAUCCUGGUGAUAAUGCAUCUCUUGGUGGUAUGUGUGCAACAAGUGCAUCAGGAACAAUGGCUGUUCGAUAUGGUACAAUGCGUGAAAAUGUGAUGAACUUAGAAGUAGUUUUAGCUGAUGGUAGUAUUAUUAAAACAGCUGGACUUAAAGGAAGAAGUCGAAAAACAUCAGCAGGUUAUAAUUUAACUAAUUUAUUUGUUGGUCAAGAAGGUACAUUGGGUAUUAUUACUGAAGCAACACUUAAAUUACAUGCAACACCUGAAGCAGUUCUUUCUGCUAUUGCUCCAUUCAAAGAUUUGCAAGGUGCAGUGAAUGCUACAGUAGCUAUUAUGCAAAGUGGUCUACCUGUUGCACGAAUAGAAUUUCUUGAUGACAAGAUGGUUGAUGCUUGUAAUCAUUUUUCAAAACUGAAUCUUGAUGUAGCACCAACAUUAUUUCUUGAAUUUCAUGGUAGUAAUAAUAAUAUUGAAAAUUUUUUUCGAUUUAUAGAAGAUAUAUGCAAAUCAUUUGAAUGUUUUAAAUUUGAUUUUGCUACAGAUCCUGAUAAACGUGCCGAACUAUGGAAGGCAAGACAUAAUGCAUGGUAUGCUGCUCAAGCUAUCAAACCAGGUUCAAAGGGCUACAGUACUGACGUUUGCGUUCCAAUUAGCGCUUUGCCUGGGAUAGUCACAUUUGCAAAAGAUGAAUUAAAACGAUUGAAUUUAUUAGGACCUAUUGUUGGUCAUGUCGGUGAUGGAAAUUUCCAUGUAUUCGUUAUUGUUGAUCCAACAAAUCCUAAAGAAAUCGAAUUGGUUCAUCAAUAUAGUGUGGCUUUGGCUAAAGAAGCAUUACGUGUAAGUGGUACAGUAACCGGUGAACAUGGUGUAGGACUUGGAAAGAAACAAUUAUUAAUUGAUGAAUUUGGAACAGCAGGAAUAAAUGCAAUGAAAGCAAUUAAACAAGCACUUGAUCCAUUGAAUAUUCUUAAUCCUGACAAAGUUUUAUAA